Molecule: messenger RNA, 2137 nt
Organism: Alosa sapidissima (American shad)
Lineage: Eukaryota; Metazoa; Chordata; Actinopteri; Clupeiformes; Clupeidae
Gene: cdca4
Product: cell division cycle associated 4
Exons: 3
Coding region: 158-1084 (308 amino acids)
Cellular component (GO): nucleus
Molecular function (GO): transcription regulator activity
Source: RefSeq, a predicted model, not a curated record
CAGCCGAACUACUCUCUACAAUCAGUGUCGGGGAAAGCCAAGAGAGCAGCACCUUCCACCGUCUUUCACUCUACACACGCAAGAAGUCUAUGAGUCGCUACUUUGAAGAGUAAAAACCCACGAAGUUCUGGGAUGUCACUGGUUGGUCAGCAGAGCCAUGUUCUCCAAAGGCACCAAGCGCAAGUUUCCAGAUGGUGGAGAGGAGCUGCCCGAGGAGGGCCUUCCGAGCUCCAAUGAAGAGCUUGCCUCCGCGUCCUACAGCCUGCAGAGGCAGUCCCUGUUGGACAUGUCCCUCAUCAAGCUGCAGCUGUGCCACAUGCUGGUGGAGCCCAACCUGUGCCGCUCCGUCCUCAUCGCCAACACCGUGCGGCAGAUCCAGGAGGAGAUGACCCACGAUGGCAGCUGGCAGACAGCCGCCAUGAUGGAGGCCAUCGCUGCAGCCGGCAGCGGAUGUUCGGGUGUCGGCGGCCCACCGGAGCGCCUGGUGGCCACCGAGGUGCUCUGUCGGCCGGGGAGGGAGAUGACCGGGGGCUCCGAUGCUGAGCCCAAGCUGUUUUCGGUUAUGGGGUAUGAUGGGUGCCGUGAAGAAGAGGUAGUGGCGGUGGAGGAGGACUCGAUCUGCUCAGAGGCGGCCUCGAACGUGUGCCUGUCUGGCAGCAUGGGGCACUGUUGGGAGAGGGGAGUUCUGAGGGGUGAACGGGAGCUUGACUCGAGGCUGGGCGCUCCAGACGAGGAUGUGGAUGUGGAAGAGGAGGAUGAGGAGGAAGAAGAUAAUGACCUGGAGGGGUGCAGGGACGAAGGGGAGGCAAAAGCCACGAGGCAGGUCUUCGGGACGUUUGAGAUCAAGAACAGCCACCCGGGUCCCGAGUCCGCCCUGGAAGAGUUGUUUUCGGAUGUGGAUCCGUCCUACUACGACCUGGACACCGUGCUCACUGGCAUGCAGGCUGCUCCUAAGAUCGGCCCCUAUGACCUUUUGGACAGUCUCAGCCAGUCACACUCACCCUCAUCUUUAGGAUCAGCUGCAAACUGUCGGUCCGACCUCAACGAGCUAGACCACAUAAUGGAGAUCAUUGUGGGCUCCUAGGUCAAAGUACCUCAGAGACUCUUACUCCCCAUUUGCCUUUUUAUGUCUCCUAUGGUAGGCCAGUGGAAUGAGACACACAGUUAGGGAAAAGGACUUUCUACCCUGGUGUUAGUGUGACUUUUAUGAGCUGACCAUUGCAUACUUAAUGUAUGUUUUUAAAAGGAGUCUGUUUCCUUUCAUCCUUCUUUUGUGUCUGUCUUGUUUUAAUUUAUUCCUGUAAAAAUUACACUACAAGAAUGGAGAAUAGAACAAGAUAUAUACAAUUCUGUAAAGUUUUUGUCAUAUUUUCAUAAAAAAAGAAAUUGAUUGAAAUAUGUAUGUAAAUAUAUAUAUAUUUUUACAACAGAUACAUCUUGGGAACUGCUACUGUACAUUGUUUAUGAUAUUGCACAGUGUAAUGUGCCAUGGACUGAUGUCUUCCAAAUCCAAACGCUGAUGAAGCAUUGGCUGAUGCAGAGUUCAUUAAUGUUAACAUACAUUUAUCUCACAACCCUGUUUCUGUCCACUUUGGUGCUUGCAGCACCAUGUACAGUGUUGCUCAAUAUCACUUUGUCUGAGGUCACAGGAUUGCCUUAUCUCCUAUCUUGCCACAACUUUUUGUUUGCCGUUAGAAGUUAAAUGAUAUAUAUUUGACUAUAGAAAUGAAGAAUCAUGGCAACGAGCCUGUUUUAUAUGAAUUACUUUUAAUUUAUUUUAUUUAUUCACAUCAAAUAUGUCAGGUGAUUAUUGGUCAAGUUGAAUCCAACAGUUUCUCUUUGACUUUGGUGAACUUGCUGACUUUUUAGUGUGAAACAGCAUUUCUCAAAUUUCUAUGCAUCAAGUGUCCAUAUACACUUUCUAUGCAUCAAGUGUUCUACUACAAUUUUUCACACAGUAUUUAAAUGGUUUUUACGUCAGGUCAGAAAUGGCAUAAGUUAUUGUUUAUGAACGCAAAUGCAAACCCAGAGACAAAUGGUAUCUAUGUAAUAAUAGAGUAGACUAGAACCAUUUUAUAUGAAUAUCGUAGCGUUUUUUUUUUUUUUUUAUAACAUUUCUAAUAAAAGGUACAAAUGA